CUCACGCACGUACGUAACCUCUACACUCUGACCUUUCACACCAUGACAUCACGAGCGUUCCGUUUCUAUGGUUACGGUUCCAUUCUUGUUUUCUUGAAGCACUGUGUAUUUUUUACAGACAUUGACGCUACAUGAGAGGAUAAAUAUGAGGACUACCAACUGGGGCGAUGAGGUUGAGACAAUAACCGUGAGAAGAACGGAGUCGUCCGAUGCUCGCGAAAUCAAUGAGCUCAUAGCACCUGUAACCGAAGCGGUGUUUGGAAGAGUGAAUGUCAUUUACCUGUUGGAGAGGGCUAAUCUUGCAGUGACUGUGACCAAUUCCACAAAUCAAGUUCUUGCCCAUGCUGCUUUCCUUGACCACCCCAAUGGUGACGUGGUUGAUCCCGCUGACUGGGAACCGUGGUUGCACAAUCACUUCAAUUCUGACAAAUGCACUCCCCUGAACACACUCUUCUUGCACCUAUUUGUGGCUCAGCCAGACUUCUCUCUUGGUAGCGCUAAAGAGAUUAUAAGAACAGCCUUCAAUGCCAUCACUGAGCUGCACUACGUCUUUCUAGUUAUUGCAAACAGCGUUUGCCUGGAGCCAGCAUUGCUGGAGGUCUUCGAGCCUCUGAAGUGCCUCCAGGAUUCUCAGUGUCAGUGGUCAGCGUUUGUGUGCCACAGACACAACUACUGCCCAGUACUGCACGUCCGAAGAGCCAGGGUGGAAGACCAUGAUGACCUCACGCAUAUAUUAACAGAGCAGACCAAGGUGUGCUGUGUGUCCUAUGGCCCUUACUUCCUGGCUGAGCUGAUUGAAGCUCAGAAUGAUGACCUCCACGCUGCUGUUUGUGAGAAUGAAGGCGCAGCAGUGGGGUUCAUGAGCCUGAGCGGCGAUGUCAAUUUGAAGCUGUUGAACGAGUGCUUUGAGCUCGGGCCUUUCAAUGGCCUCUACAAGACGAGCCCGGCCCUCCCGUCCAAGCCUGCGCCCGAGACCGAAGAAUCAGAGGCUCCUGAAGAGUCAUGUGACGGUCCUGAGGAACCAGAGGGCCCCGGAGAACCGGAGCAGAGCGGCCUGAACGCUUUCUGCAUCCAGCUGUUUUUUAUAGACAAGAAGUAUGACAUGAGAUCUGUGGACUUCCUGCCUCACAUCUUCAAACUUUUUCCGGACCGGGACUUCUGCGUGGUCUUAGUGCCCAAGCUGGGCCCGGAGUUCCCCCUCCUGCAGUCCUUCCUCCGUGUGGUCCCCCAGAGCAACAGCACCCUGCCCAACGAGCUCUACAUCUACCACCGCUCCGGCCUGCUGAAGAACUUUGAGGUAAGGGUGGCUGUUUCCAGUGACCAGCCAGCUGUGGAGGCGCUGGUAAAGGAGCUCAGCUUGCACGAGUCCAUGCUGGAGGAUCUGGAAUUAUUCUACCAGGCCCGAAAGGACAAGGAUUGGAUUCCUAUGCAGGCAUUUGUGGCCCAGGUCAUGGAACAGGUUGUAGGGAUUGCGAUGAUCAAAAAUGAGGAGGACAUUGAUUACAUUCGGGCUCAUUACAACAUCGAGAGCUUCAUCUACUUCAGCCACCACCGGCCCGAGGAGCACGGGCAGCUGUGCCAGUUUGCCCUCAACCCCGUCUUCCACCACUACGCCAAGCACUUCCUGAAGGAGGCGCUGCGCCUGGGCCACAAGUCCUGCCUCUACUACCCCGUCUACCCCUCCUACCACACGCAGAAGAAUGCCUGUGCCCACUCUCUCACCUCCGCGCUCAGCUGCAUGGUGCCCGUGUGCCCGCGGCGGCAGAUCGUCUACCCGCUGGAGGAGCUGGGCCUCAACGCGCCCUCCAUGCGGGUCACCGCGCAGCAGAUACCUUACGCUCUCAACCACAUCAACAGAAAGCUGACCAUGGAACCAAAGGUCACGGUCAACGUCAGAAUCGUGGUUGUGGGAGCCUCGGACACGGGCAUAUCGUUUCUGCAGAUGCUUGCUUUCUGCCCUCAUCUGAGGUUCAACAACCUGACGCUGAUUUCCCCUCAUGGACUUCCUGGCUCGGCCGACAGCGAGGAGAUCAGUUUCCUGGCUACAAGCCACGGCUACAGCGACCGAGACCACGCCCAGCUCUCGCUGCGCUCCUGGGUCAACGUCAUAGCCGGCAAGAUGACGGGCAUCAACAGGGCCGACAAGCACGUGCUGGUGUCCGGAAACAGGAAGGUGCCCUACGACCAUCUGAUCCUCUGCACCGGGCAGCAGUACCAGCCGCUGAUCCUCGCGGACGAGCAGCCGUCGUCGCCGCGGCGGCGGCCCGAGCGGAGGUCCGCCGGCCCCGCCCCCUCCAACCACUUCACCCUGAACGACGAGCGCGGCUGCCGCAGGGCCCGCCGCUGGCUGCUGGAGAACUUCGUCGGCGGGGAGGGUGACGCCGUCGUCUACGGUGACACCGUGGACGCGUACACCUGCGUGGCCAAUCUGCUGGACCUGGGCGUCGCGGGCUCGCGGAUCCGGCUGGUUCACCCGCCGGCGGACCCCGCCGCCCCGCCCCGCUUGGGCGGCCCCGAGGCGGAGAGGGCCGCGCGCGAGGCCCUGAGGCGGAGCGAGGUCCGCGUGCACCCCGACUGCCUCCUCCUCGCCUGGACCCCCGGCGGGGAGGCCCCCGAGCCCCUCUCCUCCGUCACCUUCACCCGCGACGGCGGGCCCGUCACCCUGUCGUGCUCAGUCUUCUUCAACUUUUACAUGAAAGGCGUGGACCGCGACGCCUUCGCGGCCGUCAACGACGCCUGCCUGGUGUACGACGGCGGGCUGGUCAUCGACACCGCCUUCCACACCAACGACUCGGCCAUCCGCGCCGCCGGGCCGCUCACCAAGUUCGCCCGCUCGUACCACGCCGACGGGCGGGGCCACGAGCGCUUCUGCUCCCGGGAGGUCGGCGUGGAGCUGGCCGCCGUGCUGCUGCCCCUGUUCGACCCCACGCUGGAGGCGGAGGAAGAGGAGGAGGACCUCGACCCGAGCGCGGAUCGGCUCGUCCCCAUCUACUCCCAGGCGAAGAUACAAGGUGGGAGGUUGCCAGGCGGAUACAACUAUCUCCAUGCCGCAAAACCUGCCAUAAAUCCCUCCGUGACAUCAUCCACGGGUAGAGAGAUUGUGACCGGGAAGAUCGAGGAAGGCAACUACUUCCGGCUGUUUCUGAAUCAGUACGGCCUCGUGGAAUCCAUAACCUGCCUCUCCACGGAGCCCAUCCCGGUCUCCAACUACCUGUGCCUGUACGGGAGGCACGAGCUGCUCUUGAACCGACUGUGUGCCCGCUUUGACCAGGGACUCGUCCCUGACCUUUACAGCUAUUUUAAGGAGAGGUGGUGCUUGGCUAUAUAUCAUGAUCGCUUUGUGGAUUUUGAAGAGGAAGUGCGCCAGAUUAUGGAGUCUGCCAAAAUACAGGGUGAAGACAACUUGCUGUCGAUUCCCGAGGUCAUCCAGAAGAUGGUGGAAGGAGAGCUGGUAGUUUCAGAGGAUCCGAAUCAGUAUCUGGAGAAGGUAUUCACGAAAAGUGAUGGAUUGACCCCCCUGAAGAGAGGUGUGCUUAACUACCUGAAGUACAAUCGCUACCACCUGACCAUGUACGCGCAACCACAGUUUAUAUAGCAGCACCAAGUCUAUGUGUAUAUUUACAUUUUUCCAGAGGUAUCUGAGAUGCUCACGUCUCCUUUAUGAACAUGCCGUGCACAUGUUUUUGCCUUUUUCAAAAUUCCAUUGCAUAUUACUUAUUUUAUUGCUAAAUGCUAGAAUUUUUCAUCUUAGUACAUAAUUUAUAAUCAAUAUAAAAGAUGUGCAUAUUAAAUGUAUCCAACAACAAUGUUAACAUAUGGCACCCAUUCAUAUUUAAAUAAAUAAAAUCGUAGUUCCCCAAAUCUGUAAAAAAAAAAAUUAAAGAACACUGUUACCUGUAUUUUAUCAACAA
Molecule: messenger RNA, 3911 nt
Organism: Anguilla rostrata (American eel)
Lineage: Eukaryota; Metazoa; Chordata; Actinopteri; Anguilliformes; Anguillidae
Gene: cfap61
Product: cilia and flagella associated protein 61
Exons: 25
Coding region: 146-3595 (1149 amino acids)
Source: RefSeq, a predicted model, not a curated record